ACCAGACCUUCUCUGGUUCCCUGACCUCAGUGAGAUUGCAGCCGGUCCGGGGAACUGGGGGAGACAUGAAGAACGAGACGGGGGAUCCCCUGGCUGGAGCUGAUGGACAGAGUAGACAGUCAUGGCUGGAGAAUUGGAUAUCAGACUAAUGUCUGACCUCUGGAAACAUCCCUUACAGGACGUCCGGUCAAAAUUCCCUAGGUAGGAGGGUCAUCAGCUGGAAAGAACCGGAGCCUGGGGGGACCUGGCGGGCUAGGUAUGGGGGACCCAGGCCAGUCCCCUAGUGCCUGGUCCCCCCAUGGCAAUCCCCCAACUCUAAGCACUCUCACUCUCCUGCUGCUCCUCUGUGGACAUGCUCAUUCUCAAUGCAAGAUCCUCCGCUGCAAUGCUGAGUAUGUAUCGUCCACCCUGAGCCUUAGAGGUGGGGGUUCGCCUGGAGCCUUCCGAGGAGGAGGAGGAGGAGGAGGAGGAGGAGGAGGAGGAGGAGGAGGAGGAGGAGGAGGAGGAGGAGGAGGAGGCGGAGGAGGAGGCGGAGGAGGAGGAGGAGGAGGAGGAGGAGGAGGAGGAGGAGGCCGGGGUGGAGGGGUGGGCUCCAGCGGCCUCUGUCGAGCCCUCCGCUCCUACGCACUCUGCACUCGGCGCACGGCCCGCACCUGCCGCGGGGACCUUGCCUUCCACUCUGCGGUGCACGGCAUCGAAGACCUGAUGAUCCAGCACAACUGCUCCCGCCAGGGCCCCACCGCCCCUCCCCCGCCCCGAGGCCCCGCCCUGCCGGGCGCCGGCCCGGUCAGGUCCUCUGGCCCUCCAGCCCCUGACCCCUGUGACUAUGAAGGCCGGUUUUCCCGGCUGCACGGUCGGCCCCCAGGCUUCCUGCACUGCGCCUCCUUCGGGGACCCCCACGUGCGCAGCUUCCACCACCACUUUCACACGUGUCGUGUCCAAGGAGCCUGGCCCUUGCUGGAUAAUGACUUUCUUUUUGUCCAGGCCACCAGCUCCCCCGUGGCAUCGGGGGCCAACGCCACCACCACCCGGAAGCUCACCAUUAUAUUUAAGAACAUGCAGGAAUGCAUCGAUCAGAAGGUCUACCAGGCUGAGGUGGACAAUCUUCCUGCAGCCUUUGAAGAUGGAUCUAUCAACGGAGGUGACAGACCUGGGGGCUCAAGUUUAUCCAUUCGAACUGCUAACCCUGGGAGCCAUGUGGAGAUCCAAGCUGCCUAUAUUGGCACAACUAUAAUCAUUCGGCAGACAGCUAAGCAGCUCUCCUUCUCCAUCAGAGUAGCUGAGGAUGUGGCCAGGGCCUUCUCAGCUGAGCAGGACCUGCAGCUCUGUGUUGGGGGAUGCCCUCCAAGCCAGCGACUUUCUCGUUCAGAGCGCAGUCGUCGGGGAGCUAUCACCAUUGAUACCGCCAGACAGCUGUGCAAGGAAGGGCUACCAGUUGAAGACGUUUACUUCCAUUCCUGUGUCUUUGAUGUUUUAAUCUCUGGUGACCCCAACUUUACUGUGGCAGCUCAGGCAGCUCUGGAGGACGCCCGAGCCUUCCUGCCAGACUUGGAAAAAUUGCAUCUCUUCCCCUCAGAUGCGGGGGUUCCUCUUUUCUCAGCAACCCUCCUAGCCCCACUCCUUUCUGGGCUCUUUGUUCUGUGGCUUUGCACUCAAUAACUAGGCUAGCAAUCCUGUGACUGGCUUAGAAAUGAUUUGGGGAUAGAGAUUGACAAGGAAGAACAUAAAGAAUCACUGAAGGAAACAGUGGGGGACUAGAAGACACAUGAAACAAUGACAUUUAUCUGGAGUAAGGUAAGGCUGCAGUUCAGGCUUGAAAUGAUCACAGAAUAAGGAUUCUGGGCAAGGUUUCUGCAUUCCAGACCUCUGUAGGGGUUCUUCACCAAUUUUCCCAGUCUUGUUUAUAAUAAGCAAAUUGUUCCAGUCCAUCUACUCCUGAGAUCACCCCUACAAGCUUAGAGGUUAUAAGGGUCCUGAUGAUCAGUAGAAAAAUUAAGGGUUGAGACUUUCAACAGGGAAGAACUGAAAGAGAAAGACAUGAUCAUAACCCAUCAGAAACUCAAAAUCUAAUAUUUUCUCUUGGAAGAUGGAAAGAAGAGGAAAUGACAGGGGCAAGAGUCUGUUUGAUAAGCUUAUGUGGGUAAGAUGUGUUCUGCUUUCUUGGUUCACAAAUGAAGCAGGGGUUGUCCGGACCUUUGGGGAAGGGAAUCUCUGUCUUUGGAGAGUGCCACAGACAGGAAGGAAGCUAUCAUCCCCACCCCUAAUUAAUUUGUUAUUAAAGCUAUAAAUUA
This is a messenger RNA of Camelus dromedarius (Arabian camel), 2291 nucleotides long. RefSeq names its product hemojuvelin BMP co-receptor (gene HJV). NCBI's taxonomy places the organism in Eukaryota, Metazoa, Chordata, Mammalia, Artiodactyla, Camelidae. Bases 259 to 1659 code for a protein of 466 amino acids. The record is from RefSeq and is a predicted model, not a curated record. Gene Ontology annotation, biological process: BMP signaling pathway. Gene Ontology annotation, cellular component: plasma membrane. Gene Ontology annotation, molecular function: coreceptor activity. The transcript has 4 exons.